Messenger RNA from Trachemys scripta elegans, 1956 nucleotides. RefSeq names its product phosphatidylinositol transfer protein cytoplasmic 1 (gene PITPNC1). Gene Ontology annotation, cellular component: cytoplasm. The record is from RefSeq and is a predicted model, not a curated record. Gene Ontology annotation, biological process: phospholipid transport. Lineage: Eukaryota; Metazoa; Chordata; Testudines; Emydidae. Gene Ontology annotation, molecular function: phosphatidylinositol transfer activity; phosphatidylinositol binding.
UCCAGUGUUUUGUACAGUCUUAUUUUUAAAUAUGACAAGCAUAGGGAUUUCCUUUACUCCCCUGGGGAGACAAUUCCACAGCCUAAAUAGCUUUUGCUGAUGGGAAGUUCCUCCCAAUUUCCCAAGGUUCAGUUUCAUCCCACUACUCCUAGUUACGCAUUCCUCUAUGACCCAAAUUGAUUCUGCAAUAAAAUAAAGCCAGUUGUGCCUUUGGAUUUCAUUUCUCUCUGCUGUCCACUUGCAAGCUUCCUUCACUUUCCUGGCUGGCUGCUGGCACUCUAGGAGAGACAUGCUGUUUUGUUUAAAUCCUCCACAUUCUUUGCUGUGCCAUAUCCCCAUUGGCCGGAUGGGGCCAUCCUUCCUGCUGUGGCUGCUGAUGUCAGACACACACUCAGACCCGAGCUGAAGCUGCUGCUGCAGAGACGACUCAGUUCUGCUAGCUACAACUCACACACACAGAGCUGUGCUGGGGGAAACCCAAGCCCCAGGAAGGAUCAAAGGUGUGUGUGUGGGGAAAUAUCAGGCAGCAGAUCCAGUCUCUCCCCCACAGUGCAGAACUGGUGCGUGCAUAAUAGCAGCUGUAAUACAGAGAGGAAGAGGGAGCCUUGUUUAUCAGCCCGUAAAGGAAACGUUAUAAAGCCUUUGUCUUGGAAGUAAGCAUCUCAUCCUUGCUGCUGCCACUGCUCCAAUGUGCUGCUGCUGGUGACAUUAAUAUUUUAGGCUGGUUGUGGGUUUUUUUGGUUUCUCCAGGCAUGUCUUGAUAUAGCUGAAAAGGAACUGUUGUUUUAAUACAUUUCCAGCGGAUGUCUUUGACUUUAAAGAUCGCAUUUGAUGUUUGAGACGUCUUUGUGUGUAUGUAUGUGUGAAAUUCACAUGAUCUCAGUUUGAAGGAGGAAGAACUGGAAGAAAGGAGCAGUUGUAUUGGUUUUUCUUCUUGCUGGGUCAUCCCUCCUGGAUGAUAGCGUUGGGGUCUUUUGAACACAUUGUCAAGUACACACUCGACCAGGGGCUUGAUUCAUUUUUUGUGGUUUUGUUUUUGCCGUGAUCAGAGUGCAGAAAUAGCCACUCUUCUCCAGCUUUGCUGGUUUGCAGCAGAAAUAUGCUCUUGAAGGAGUACCGGAUCUGUAUGCCUUUGACAGUUGAAGAGUACAGAAUUGGACAGCUGUACAUGAUCAGUAAGCAUAGCCAUGAGCAGAGUGACCGCGGGGAGGGCGUGGAAGUCGUGCAGAAUGAACCCUAUGAAGAUCCAAAUCAUGGCAAUGGUCAGCUAACAGAAAAGCGGGUCUAUCUCAACAGCAAACUACCUAGCUGGGCCAGAGCAGUUGUUCCCAAAAUAUUUUACAUUACAGAGAAGGCUUGGAAUUAUUACCCAUAUACAAUCACAGAUUUUUGACAACGAAGCCAAAGAUCUUGAGCGGGAAGUCUGCUUUAUCGAUAUUGCCUGUGACGAAAUCCCUGAGCGCUAUUACAAAGAAUCGGAGGAUCCUAAACAUUUCAAGUCAGAGAAGACUGGGAGAGGCCUCUUAAAAGAAGGCUGGAGGGAGACACACCAGCCGAUCAUGUGCUCCUACAAACUGGUGACUGUGAAAUUUGAAGUCUGGGGACUUCAAACUAGAGUAGAACAAUUUGUACAUAAGGUGGUCAGAGAUAUAUUAAUGAUUGGUCACCGACAGGCUUUUGCAUGGGUUGAUGAGUGGUAUGAUAUGACUAUGGAUGAUGUUCGAGAAUUCGAGAAAAAUAUGCAUGAAAAAACCAACAUUAAAGUUUGCAAUCAACAUUCAUCUACUGUGGAUGAAAUAGAGAGCCAUGCCAAAUCAAGUACAUGACAAUGGAUGAAGUCCGAGAAUUUGAACGUGCAACUCAGGAAGCCACUAAUGAGAAAAUUGGGAUUUUCCCACCUGCAAUAUCUAUCUCUAACAUUUCCCUGCCUUCGUCAACCCGUAGUGCUCCUUCUAG